Python bivittatus (Burmese python) is the source of this 2240-nucleotide messenger RNA. NCBI's taxonomy places the organism in Eukaryota, Metazoa, Chordata, Lepidosauria, Squamata, Pythonidae. The record is from RefSeq and is a predicted model, not a curated record.
ACGGUAUCACUUAGAGUUGCAAGAACAUCCAUAGUAUUGCAGGUGGGGAAAGGAUUAAUUUGUCUUUUUUUCUUCAUUCAGGCUGGCUUAUUCAUUGAUAAAGGAGUAAAAACCACCAAUGCAAGUGCUGCAGAUAAAAGGGAAUACCUGUCUUUGGACAAUAAUGCAAGGUUUCGGCCUCAUCAAGAUGCAAAUCCCGAGAAGCCCCGAGUUGCUGCUCUCAUAGAAAGACUAAUAGCUUAUAAAAACAAUGACCAUGGGGCUUGGGUCAGAGGCGGAGACAUCAUCAUUCAGAACUCAGGAUUUGCUGACAAUGGAAUAGGUCUAACUUUUGCCAGUGAUGGAAGCUUCCCAAGUGAUGAAGGCUCCAGCCAAGAAGUCUCAAACUCUCUUUUUGUGGGUGAAAGCAAGAAUAAUGGUUCUUUAGGAGGCCAGAACAAAUAUUGGGGGACUGGAGGGGUAAACAAUAUAACACGCACACUGCCUAGAAACCGGACUUAUCCAAUCCGAGGGUUUCAAAUUUAUGAUGGACCUAUUCGUCUCACCAAAUGUACAUUCAAUAAUUUUGUGCCAACUACUGAUAGAUUCACUAGUGCAAUUGGGUUCCUACUAAAAAAUGCCUGGCAAAUUACACCUCAAAACAAUAUUUCCCUGGUGGCGUUUGGUGAAAAUGUUUCUCUGAAAGUCUUUUUUGGUAAGCCUGGCCCUUGGUUUGAAGAGGCUGAUCUGGAUGGUGACAAGAAUUCAAUAUUCCAUGACGUUGAUGGAUCAGUGACCGAAUACAAAGACACUUACGUUGGUAGAAUGGAUAACUAUCUGAUUCGACAUCCAGACUGUUCUGACUUUGCCAAGUGGAAUGGUGUAGUCUGCAGUGGAACUUUCGCUCAGGUGUACAUCCAGAUUCGGAAUCCACAGAAUCUUACCAUGACUAUGGUACGAGAUGAGUAUCCUUCCAACCCUAUGAUACUUCGAGGUAUUAAUAAUCAGAAAGCUGACUUCCAGCAAUACCAGCCAGUUGUGAUGCUUCAAAAGGGCUACACAAUCCAUUGGAAUGGACAAGCCCCACAAAUAACUUUCCUGUACCUCAUUAAUUUCAACAAGAAUGACUGGAUUCGAGUUGGCCUCUGUUACCCAUCAGAUGCCUCUUUUCAAGUAACCUUUGAUGUAUUCCAGAGACAAGCAUCUGCUUAUUAUAAUAUGGAAGAUUAUGUUGCAGUGUCUUCAAUGGCUGAGCUGCAGAAGAGACGAACGGAGAAAAUUUUUUAUUUUGAUGAUAGCACUGGGCUGUUGUUUCUGUUUCUGCAAGCCAAGUACCACAGGGAAGGGCACAGUUACUGUUCAUCUCAGGGAUGUGAAAGAGUCAAAAUACAGGCCAGCUUUCAGUCAAAGCCUAUCAGUAACUGCUUAACAAAAGCGUAUCCAAAGUACUUCCAGAAACCAACUGCUGUGAAAAGAAUGCCCGCGAAAAUUACUAAUGUCUGUCAGAAAUGUGGCUCAGACCAGGUGGUAUUUACCAGUGAUCCUCAUAAAACCUACAUCUUUGUGAAAAUCCAGACGUCAGAUAAAAUAGAAUCACAAAGGAACCAAGAAUAUUCAAUCUCUGUCAAUGGUGUCAAGUUUCAGCUGAAAGGGGUAGGCCUCCUUGCCAUAGUCAUUGAUGCCUGUGUUGGCAAAGUAACAAAAGAAACAUUUUUUCCUGAAGGGAAGAUCAAGCUCCUAGAAAAUUAUAUAAAAACUGGAAUUCCCCAGAGAUCUUUAGUUCUGUUAACUAGCAGAGGAAACAUAACAGAUCUUAACAUUUCUCAAGCCUUAAUGACCCUGGGGGCAGCAAAACCAGCAAAUCUUCAAAAUUCAGGGAGCAUUAGUUUUCUGGGAUUCAGAGGGAACUUUAAACCAUCUUGGGUAAAGCUCUUUAGAAGUCCUGCAGGGCAGGACUUAGGUGUGAUUGAAAAGUACAUCCCUUUGCAGCUGGAAGAAUACGGUUGUGCCAGAGUGAACACAAGCAAACGAAAAGAUCUGGAACUCUUAAAGCAGGCUCUAAGAUACAAUAGAAAUUAAAGUGCCUAGGGGUACUGAAGACAAUGUGAACUAAUUUAUUUAUUUGAUGGGAUUUUAAAAUGUAUUAUUAUCCCACCUGCUGUUUUGAUCCGGACAUAUGCCUAAACCAAAUGCUUGAAUGACAGCCUGUGCACCUUUGGAUUGUACAAAAUAUUAAAGAAUAAAAGUAUUUGUUAAAAAUA